CUUUCUCACUGCUUUCAUGCUCACCGCCAUGAACGCCACCUCUGUGAAGCUAGACGCAAACCCCAUCACCUCUCCUCUCAGGUCUUUCGACGGCACUGGUAGGAACUAUAGCACCACCGCUUUCCGUCAAACCUUUUUUCACCACCACCGGAGAAAUGCUUCAAUUUCAUGUUCCGCUUCCCCGAUCGUGAGCGUGGACGAACAGAGGGGUGAAACACCGACUCGAAUAGGGUCACUAGCUCAGGUUUCGGGAGUGUUAGGUUGCCAAUGGGGUGACGAAGGCAAGGGCAAGCUCGUUGACAUCUUGGCAAAGCACUUCGACGUGGUUGCUCGAUGUCAGGGUGGAGCUAAUGCUGGACACACCAUCUAUAACUCUGAAGGCAAGAAAUUUGCACUUCAUCUUGUACCAUCAGGGAUUCUUAAUGAGGAUACUAUGUGUGUUAUUGGGAAUGGAGUUGUGGUGCAUCUUCCAGGACUCUUUAAAGAAAUUGAUGGUCUUGAAUCUAAUGGGAUCUCCUGUAAGGGAAGAAUUUUAGUUUCAGACCGUGCUCACUUGUUAUUUGAUUACCAUCAAGAGAUAGAUGGGCUUAGGGAAGCCGAGUUAGCUAAGUCCUUUAUUGGCACUACCAAGAGAGGAAUUGGGCCCUGUUACUCUAGCAAGGUCAUCAGAAAUGGUAUAAGAGUGAGUGACUUGAGGCAUAUGGAUACCUUCCCUGAGAAGCUUCAUCUUUUAUUAUCAGAUGCAGCUUCAAGAUUCAAGGGAUUUAACUAUACCCCUGAAAUACUCAGGGAAGAAGUGGAGAAAUACAAAAGAUUUGCAGAGAGGUUGGAACCCUUCAUUUGUGAUACGGUGUAUUACAUGAAUGAAUCUAUAUCACAGAAGAAGAAGAUUCUGGUGGAAGGUGGUCAGGCAACUAUGCUGGAUAUUGAUUUUGGGACUUACCCUUUUGUAACAUCUUCCAGUCCAUCUGCUGGUGGAAUCUGCACUGGCCUUGGCAUUGCUCCUAGAGUCCUUGGUGACGUGCUUGGCGUGGUGAAGGCAUACACUACUAGAGUUGGAUCUGGACCUUUCCCUACAGAAAUAUUGGGAAAUGGUGGGGAUCUUCUCCGCCUUGCUGGGCAGGAGUUUGGCACAACCACGGGUCGUCCUCGCCGCUGUGGUUGGCUUGAUAUAGUUGCUCUGAAAUAUGUUUGUCAGAUUAAUGGCUUUUCUGCUCUGAACCUCACCAAACUUGAUGUCUUGUCGGAUCUUCGUGAGAUUAAGUUGGGUGUUUCUUACAAGCAUACAGAUGGCACAACCAUCAGUUCAUUCCCUGCUGAUUUGAGUGAUCUUGAGCAAUCAAAGGUGGAAUACGAAACUCUGCCAGGAUGGCAGGCGGAUAUCUCUAACAUAAGAAACUACUCGGAUCUACCAAAGGCUGCACGUCAGUAUGUGGAAAGAAUAGAAGAACUUGUUGGUGUGCCAAUCCAUUACAUCGGCAUUGGUCCUGGACGUGAUGCUCUUAUAUACAAAUGAGACUGAUCUCAUUCCAUUGCUUCCAUAUUUCUACCCUUGUCUUUGAUUAAAUAGGAAGGUUAUUUAUCUGAUAACAUGCACUGUUGAUGCUUGGAUUUUGUGCUGCGAAGCUGUGGUACAAAAAACUGGUGAUCUGUGUUGUUUAUGGUUUUGAUGCAAGCAGUUGCUUCAUUUGUCUUGUAGAACGUAGUGGAAUAAAGUAUGAAACUGCCCCAUGUGCUUCUGGAUUGUUUGAAUGAUCAAUGCAGAAAUGUUUAAAUGGUGAGGAUGAUUUAAGU
Molecule: messenger RNA, 1794 nt
Organism: Cynara cardunculus var. scolymus (artichoke)
Lineage: Eukaryota; Viridiplantae; Streptophyta; Magnoliopsida; Asterales; Asteraceae
Product: adenylosuccinate synthetase 2, chloroplastic-like
Exons: 4
Coding region: 17-1516 (499 amino acids)
Biological process (GO): 'de novo' AMP biosynthetic process; IMP metabolic process
Cellular component (GO): cytoplasm
Molecular function (GO): adenylosuccinate synthase activity; GTP binding
Source: RefSeq, a predicted model, not a curated record